Molecule: messenger RNA, 1426 nt
Organism: Olea europaea var. sylvestris
Lineage: Eukaryota; Viridiplantae; Streptophyta; Magnoliopsida; Lamiales; Oleaceae
Product: mitochondrial import inner membrane translocase subunit TIM50-like
Exons: 10
Coding region: 109-1176 (355 amino acids)
Molecular function (GO): phosphoprotein phosphatase activity
Source: RefSeq, a predicted model, not a curated record
AAAAAAAAAAAAAAAAGAAACUUAAAAACCUCUGCAAAACCCUACUUCUCCCUCUUCCAUAUAUAUAAUUGUAUGUAAAAUCUUAUUUAGUUCAGGGAAUAACCGAUAAUGUCUGCUCUAGUUCAAUCUGAAUCGCGAAUUUUUUCAAUACUUUCUCGAAACAGCCGUAGAUUUUCCUCGGAACCUAAGAAAGAACGAAUUUUUUCCUCCUCCACAAUCCUUAAUCAACCUCCGCCACCUCCGGAAACUUCGGAGCCUCAGCUGCCGGAAUCCGGAGCUGAGAAGAAGUCCUGGAGUUUUCUCAAGUACGGCCUCAUAGCCGCCCUCGCUGGCGGUUUUGCAGCCUCUGCCUCUGCUACCUACGCAUACUCUUUAGAAGAAGUUGAUCAGAAGACUAAGGCUUUUCGUGCUUCUGCAAAUUACACCGUUGGGGAUGAUGCUUCUUCUCUUGACAAAUUUCAAGCUUUCGUACGCUCUGCUGCAAUGACAGUGCCUGCUAAGUUAGUUGACCUUUACAUUGAUCUAAGGAGGUUAACCGAAGAGCAAGUUCGGGGUUUUGUUGAACCAACAUCAGAUAAGCUCCUACCUGAUUUGCACCCUCUGGAGCAGCAUGUAUUUACCCUUGUUCUUGAUUUGAACGAGACGUUGAUAUACUCUGAUUGGAAGCGUGACAGAGGGUGGAGAACAUUCAAAAGACCUGGUGUAGAUGCAUUUCUGGAGCAUUUAGCUCAAUUGUAUGAAAUUGUAGUAUAUUCUGACCUUCUGAAUAUGUAUGUUGAUCCCGUUGUUGAUAUGUUGGAUCCCAAACACUGUAUCCGGUAUAGGCUCUCAAGGGGCGCAACAAGAUAUGUUGAUGGAAAGCACUAUAGGGAUCUUUCGAAGCUCAAUAGGGAUCCUGCUAAGGUUAUUUACAUUAGCAGUCAUGCUUUAGAAAGUAGCCUUCAGCCAGAAAAUUCUGUUCAAAUAAAACCGUGGCAAGGCGAAAUAGAAGAUACAGCACUUUUAGAUCUUAUUCCAUUCCUUGAAUAUGUGGCUAAACACAGACCAGCUGAUAUUCGAACUGUUCUAGCUUCAUACCAGGGUCGUGAUAUUUCCAAAGAGUUCAUUGAACGAUCUAAAGAGUAUCAAAAGCGCAUGCAAGGGCAGAAGCAGCACGGUCGUUUCUGGCAACGUUAAGAGAUGUGGAAUCUGCUUGUGGAAGUUAUGAACCUAUUUUUUAAUAUUUAUGGAUGAAAACAGGUGGAGUAUGUAAUGAAUUGCUAGACAGUCAUGUUCAGCUCUGUUGAACAGUGCUAUUACACUAUCCCAAAAUUCCUCUGAUUGCAUUAUAUGUUCCAACAAUUUUUUAUUCUUUCUUUUAACCUGUAUUGUGCUUGCUUACGAAUCUUCCCUUUGAUCAAUGUUAAAUACAACUGUUCUGCUGCUA